UUGUCACAACAACAUUGGAGUUGCCGCCUACUCUGCUUGCUUUACGCAUCGUAGAGCAGCAUUUCUCGUCAGCAAUUUCGGGUUUGUACUCCCUAAAAGUGUGUGUUGCCUGUGAGUGUGAGUCGUCUGUGCUUUCUGUGAGUCGAGUGUUGUGAAGACAUCAUGGAUGGACGCGGUAGGAAGCGCUAUACUUUGGCCGAAAUCCACGCUCAACUUUUUGAUGACGGCGGGAAUGAGACAGAGGAUGAUGCGGUGUCCGAAGCUGACAGCACCGACUCAGCGCUUCAGGCGUUUGAGGAUGGCAUAGAUGUCGUCCUCGAUUUUGAGGAGACAUCUGACUCGGAUGAUGGGAACACAUCUGAUGACCCUUUGGAAGGGACUUCAACUGCCCCACACCCAGCUGCCUCUCCAACUCCUCCAGCUGCCUCUCCAACUCCUCCAGCUGCCUCUCCAACUCCUCCAGCUGCCAGCAGUGUGCGCAUGAGUGGCAGGCGCCGUGAUCUCCACCCUGCUCCAACUCCAUGCCCUCCUCCAGUUAGUCGUGGUAAGCGCCCCUCAAAAGCCUCUGCUCCAACUCCAUGCCCUCCUCCACCAAGCCGUGGUGCUACGAGUGGUAAACGCACCUCACAAGCCCCUGCCUCAACGCCAAGCCGUCCUGCGAAGCGUGCAUCCCUGGGUCCACCGCCGCAGGACUCCGACUUCUGGCGUGAUGCAACGAGUGAAGACGUGGAGCCUCCACCGUUGCCAUUUCGACCCAGGCGCCCUCCAGGACCACAGCUGGACCCUCAGGUAGACUACCGGCCGCUUGACCUGUUCUUAUUGUUUUUCAGCAAGGACGUGGUUAGGACCCUGUGCAGGCAUACCAAUCUCCAUGCUGCAAAAAGGGCUGCACAAGGACGAAAGAGGAAGUGGGUCGACAUAGAGCCGGAGGAGAUGUACCGCUUCAUCGGAUUGGUCAUCUACAAGGGAUUGAUGAAGUUGCCAGAGAUGCGGGACGGAUGGAGGAAGGACCGCCUUCACAGUUUUCCCUUCCCUGCAUCCGUCAUGCCAGGGUACAGAUACGAGGUAAUCUUCUCAACCCUUCACAUGAGUGACCCGGCUGUUGAUGCAGCAAAUGAUCAGCUGAAGGGCCAGCCUGGGCACGAUGGCCUCUGCCGCCUCAGGCCGCUGCAUGAUGACCUCCUGACGGCGUGCAGGGCUUACUUCCACCCGCUCCAGAACCUCUCAGUGGAUGAGAGGAUGGUAGGCACCAAGUCCCGGAUCGGGAUGAAGAUGUACAGCAAGGACAAGCCAACAAAGUGGGGGUUCAAGCUGUUUGUCUUGGCUGACAGCUCGAAUGGCUAUACGUCGUAGGAGGUGGUAACAGCACAUUGCUUGUUUCAAUUUUGCAAUCGUUCUGGCUAACGGGGCUCUGGUAUGGACUGUUUUAUAAUAUGUUUAUACUCCUCCUCAAAGACUGAAGCAGGUUUAUGAGGGAUGAUAGGUCCUACUAUUGGUUUAUUUGAAAUAAUGGUACAAAAACCCAAUUGUAAUAUUGUUGUGCUUUGAUGCCUAUUAGUACUGUGGACAUUGUUAUGUACCAUCUAUGUCAUUUUAAUAAUCUGAAAGUGAAAGUGAAAGCCCUUCAAGUGUUGGAUUUUACAUGCUGAAAACAUGUGCAAUGAGGAACUGUGGUGUUUUACUGUAAUCUGAAAUCUAAAAAAAAGGUGA
This is a messenger RNA of Engraulis encrasicolus (European anchovy), 1710 nucleotides long. Its product is annotated as proline-rich protein 12-like. Lineage: Eukaryota; Metazoa; Chordata; Actinopteri; Clupeiformes; Engraulidae. Bases 163 to 1353 code for a protein of 396 amino acids. The transcript has 2 exons. The record is from RefSeq and is a predicted model, not a curated record.